Molecule: messenger RNA, 279 nt
Organism: Schistosoma rodhaini
Lineage: Eukaryota; Metazoa; Platyhelminthes; Trematoda; Strigeidida; Schistosomatidae
Source: the annotation of a GenBank genome assembly
AUGCAAAAGCUGCUUCUGUUAGGUGCAGAAGAAUAUGAACUAUUUGAAUACAGGCUCGUUCUAGGGGUAUUGGAUAUUGAAAUUGAAGGUGAUACUAAAGUGGGAUGUAGGUCUUGUGAUCUUGCCUUAUUAGCUUAUCGUCGUCAAAUCAAUCGUCAAGGGUUCUAUGUUUUCUUCGUUGAGCUUAGGGAAAUAACAUUUUUAUCUCCUGUUGUUCAGUUAUGUGAGGAGUGUCAAAUGCUCGUAGUUGUGGUUAAACAAGGUGCUCAACCUACUUAG